AAGAAAAGUUGACCUAAUAUUUUAUUAAUUAUAUGAAUCAUCAGUUCUUCCUCUCUCCGUCCUCGAGUCUUGGUUUAGGGUUUCAGGAGUCUACAUUCUAUUCAGCCCUUCACAUGGCGGGUGCCGGAAUCCAUCCUUAUCACCAGCAAUGGCCUCCGGUCCAAGCUCCUCCUCCACCACCGGCCACUGCUUCGGCCGUGCCUCCGCCGGCUCCUCCUGUUCACCAUCCUCCUCCACCUGCUCCGUCUCUUGAUGAGGUUCGGACUAUCUUUAUUACCGGUCUUCCUGAAGAUGUCAAAGAGAGAGAGCUGCAGAAUUUACUGAGAUGGCUUCCAGGUUAUGAAGCUUCGCAAGUGAACUACAAGGGAGAAAAGCCUAUGGGUUUUGCUCUCUUUUCAAAUGCACGAUUUGCAGUUGCUGCUAAGGAUGCCCUUCAGGAAAUGGUUUUUGAUGCCGAGUCAAAGUCCCUUUUGCACAUAGAGAUGGCUAAGAAAAAUCUAUUUGUUAAAAGAGGAAUAGUAACAGAUUCUGAUGCAUAUGAUCAAAACAAACGAUUGAGAACUGGUGGCAAUUAUUCCCCCAGUCCUUUUUCAACUCCACCUCCAUUUCAUGCUCCUUCACCUGUUUGGGGACCACAUGGGUAUAUGGCUCCAACUCCUCCUCCUCCAUAUAAUCCAUAUGGAUGUUAUCCUGUUGCUCCAGUUCCAAUACCAACUCCGGCUCCCGUACCAGCUCCAAGCAGUUAUGUGCCAGUUCAGAAUACCAAAGAUAACCCACCUUGCAAUACCUUAUUUAUUGGCAAUCUUGGAGAGAACAUUAACGAGGAAGAAUUAAGGGGCCUAUUCAGCGCUCAACUUGGUUUUAAGCAAAUGAAGAUCUUGAAACAAGAGAGGCAUACUGUUUGCUUUAUAGAGUUUGAAGAUGUGAGUACUGCAACCAAUGUGCACCACAAUUUACAGGGUGCUGUGAUCCCCAGUUCUGGUUCUGUUGGCAUGCGAAUACAAUAUUCAAAGAAUCCUUUUGGUAAAAGGAAGGAUUCCGGUCAUCUUGUUGCUUCCCCCAGUGCAAAUGGGCCCCCACCAGCUAUUACUUACCAGUAGAUCAUGGGGAUUUUCUCUGUUUUCUGUUGUCCGACAAUAUAUGCUAGGAUGCAUCCAUUUCAUCAUCAACAUCAGCAUUAGCAUCUCUUCUCGUGUGUUUGAAUUUGCAUGGUGGUAUCAUGAAGUGCAACAUUUGCUCAAGUUAUAUCAUAUUACCUAAGACAUGCAUUUAUCUGCAGCAUAUUUUAUGCCAGCUUAACUUUAAAGGUUAAGAUAAAUAUGUUAUUUGUAGAAGUAGCGCAUUGUCUACAGUUUUGGUUAAUUUGUGUGUUAUUCCACCUCAUGUUGAACAUUAACCAAACCAUGGUGUUGGACUA
This is a messenger RNA of Hibiscus syriacus, 1417 nucleotides long. Its product is annotated as U1 small nuclear ribonucleoprotein A-like. The transcript is spliced from 9 exons. Bases 33 to 1100 code for a protein of 355 amino acids. Gene Ontology annotation, molecular function: mRNA binding. NCBI's taxonomy places the organism in Eukaryota, Viridiplantae, Streptophyta, Magnoliopsida, Malvales, Malvaceae. The record is from RefSeq and is a predicted model, not a curated record.